GCCAUCUUGCAGCCGGUCAGUAAGCUUCUCCUGUCAAACGACGGACACUUUGUCAGCGCUCGCCGCGAUUGUUUUUGUUUACGGUCCGUGUUUUUCCUGUCCUUGCCCCCGCGUCGCGUGCGGCCCGGCGGCGAGCGCGAGCGCGUGUGUGACACCAGCGCGGUGACUGGCGGAGCCGCGGGGCCGCGAAGCAGGCCGUGUCACCUGUCUGGAGCGUCUGGAGGGCUGGAGCGGAAGGGUCAAGGAUUACCGAUGCCUGACUGGAGCCCCUGUCCGCGAAGCGCGCUCCCUUGGCAUCUAAAAGGCUUGAUGCGCUAGCCGCUGUGCUGCUGCCGCCAUGCUGAAGCUGCUGCGGCGCGGCUCGACGCGCAUGCUGGCCGGCUCGGCCGUGCUGCUCAUGGCGCUCGUCUGCCUCUACUACGCCAACUACUCGACGUACCCGCCGCCCAGCAGCACCACGCCGGACUUGGAGGCGGCCGCGGCCCGCGCCGCCCCCGCGCUGCCUCCGGCUGCCGUCCCCGCCGCCCCCGCAGCACCGGCGGCGCCCGCCCCCCAGGACGACCGGCCGCCCAACGCCUCGCUGUACACGGAUAACUACGGCGCCUGGGAGGGCAACACGGAGAUGGACAGCAUCGUGUCGCCCGCCACCUGCCCCGUGCCCGAGGCCGCCGAGACCAACGUGGACACCGUGGAGCAGUUCCAGAAGUUCGACUUCCAGCCCCACUGGAUGAAGAGCCGCGAGUAUUGGGAUCGGAAGUUCGAGUCCCGCUACAAGGCGAGGAAGGAGAAGUGGCCCAAACUUCCCCUCAAGGUGAUCCUGGUGCCGCACUCGCACAACGACCCCGGCUGGCUGCUGACCUACGAGGGCUACUACCACUUCAAGACGCGCAACAUCCUCAACAACAUGGUGUCCAAGCUCCAGGCGCUGCCUAACAUGACCUUCAUCUGGACCGAGGUCUCCUUCUUCUCGCAGUGGUGGGAGAGCGCGCACCCGUCCAAGCGCCACGCCGUCAAGAAGCUGCUGGAGGAGGGCCGCCUGGAGAUGACCACGGGCGGCUGGGUCAUGACGGACGAGGCCAACGCCCACGUGUUCGCCAUGGUGGAUCAGCUCAUCGAAGGUCACCAGUGGGUGAAGAACAACCUCGGGGUGACGCCGCGCACCGGCUGGUCCAUCGACCCCUUCGGCCACGGCGCCACGGUGCCGUACCUGCUCAAGGCCUCGGGCGUCUCCUCGGGCACCAUCAUCCAGCGCAUCCACUACGCGUGGAAGCAGUGGCUGGCCGAGCAGCAGAUGGGCGACUUCCUGUGGCGCCAGGCCUGGGACACGGACGGCCGCACGGACCUGCUCACGCACAACCAGCCCUUCGACAUCUACUCGAUCAAGCACUCGUGCGGCCCGCACCCUCAGAUCUGCCUCAACUUUGACUUCCGCAAGAUCCCCGGUGAGUACACCGAGUACUCUCUGCGUGCCGUGCCCAUCGACGACUCGAACGUGAAGCAGAAGGCGGAGCUGCUGCUGCAGCAGUACGGGCGCACGGGCUCGCUGUUCCCGCACAACGUGGUGCUCAUGCCGAUCGGCGACGACUUCCGCUACUCGCACGAGCAGGAGUGGGACCAGCAGUACGAUGGCUACAGCCGCCUGGCCGAGUACAUCAACAAGCACGCCGACGAGUACCACGCCGAGGUGGUGUUCGGCACGCCGGCCGACUACUUCGCGGCGGUGCGCGAGCGCACGCAGCACUUCGACACGCUCAAGGGCGACUUCUUUGUGUACGCGGACAUCUUCAGCGAGGGCCGGCCCGCCUACUGGAGCGGCUACUUCACCACGCGGCCCUACUGGAAGAUCCUGGACCGGGAGCUGGAGGCGAGCCUGCGCUCGGCCGAGAUCCUCUACGCGCUCACGCUCAACCGCGCGCGCCGCUCGGGCUUCAACUACACCGUGAAGCUGCUCGAGCGCGACUACGAGAAGCUCAUCAAGUCGCGGCGCAACCUGGCGCUGUUCCAGCACCACGACGCCAUCACGGGCACCUCCAAGGCCUCCGUCAUGCACGACUACGCCCUCAAGAUGUUCGACAGCCUGCAGGAGACGCAGCGCCUGCAGCGGCUGUGCGUGCAGACGCUGCUCGUGCGCGACGAGGUGCUGCGGCGGGGCGAGGCGGGUGCCGUGGGCGCGCCCGCGCCGGCCGCGAGCAGCAGCAGCGGCGGCAGCAGCAGCCGCGGCCCGCCGCCGCCUCCGCCGCGCGCGCCGCCCUCCAUGGAGUUCAUCCAGCCCGACACGGACCGCGAGUCGUACGAGAAGCUGGCGCGCCGCGUGCCCGUGGAGCUAGGCCUGGGCCAGCCGCGCACCGUCGUGCUGUUCAACUCGCUGGCCCAGCACCGCCAGGACGUGGUCAAGCUCACCGUGACCACGCCCGACGUGCGUGUCAUCGACCCCGAGGGCAACACGGUGCCCUGUCAGGUCAGCCCCAUCUGGAACCUGACGGCCAGUGGCGCCGGCGGCUCCGGUGUCAGCAUUGACGACCAGCAGCAGCAGCCGGAGCCGCGCCUGCACCUCAACCGGGACGCGUUCGAGCUCAUGUUCGUGGCCGAGCUGCCGCCGCUGGCGCUCGUUUCGUACCGGCUCGAGCGCAUGGCUACCAAGCAGGCCGCCUCCCGCGCCAAGGUGUACUGCGCGGCGUGCGGCCGCAACCCUGACGACGGCACCGCCUUCGUGUCGCCCUUCGACGUGAAGGGCAUGCAGGCGGGCGACAUCCAGCUCGAGAACUACGCCAUGAAGCUGCUGUUCGACGGCGCGUCGGGCUUCCUCAAGGCCGUGACCCACAAGGCUGGCGGCCGCAGCACGCGCUGCCGGGUGCAGUUCUCCGCCUACCCCUCGGCGCAGUUCCACUCCGGGGCCUACCUCUUCAUGCCCGACCCGUCUCGGGAGAGCGAGCGCGACUUCCUGGAGGGGUACGCGUCCUCGCGGCAGGUGGUCAUCACCUCCGGGCCCGUCGCCUCCGAGGUGACCGUGUUCUACGGCCGCGUGCUCGCGCACUCGGUGCGCCUGUACCACGCGCAGGGCGCGCUCGCCAGCGGCGUCUACAUCGAGAACGUGGUGGACUUCGAGUCGCCCCCCAAGAACCGCGAGACGGAGCUGUUCAUGCGGCUCGUGACGGACGUGGCCAACGGCGACCCUCCGGAGGUGUACACGGACCUCAACGGCUUCCAGAUGCAGCGGCGGGUCAAGGUGGACCGCAUCGGCAUCGAGGGCAACUACUUCCCUGUCACCACCCAGGCCUACAUCCAGGACGACAGCCGGCGCGUGUCGCUGCUGCUGAACCACGCCCAGGGCGCGGCGAGCUGGCAGCCCGGCUGGCUCGAGGUGAUGCUGGACCGGCGGACGCUGUACGACGACUCGCGGGGGAUGGGCGAGGGCGUGGUGGACAACAAGCAGACGCUCACCAAGUUCUGGCUGCUGCUGGAGGACGUGGCGCCGGGGUCGGGCGACAAGGGGCAGCACUCGCGGCCCAGCCUGUUCAGCAACCACCUCUCCAACUCGCUCAUCUACCCCACCAACGUGUACGUCGUGGACGCGAGCAGCGCGGGCGAGGACCUGGCGCCCUCCUCCACGGCGUCGCCGCUGGCCGAGCCGCCGCCGCCGCCGCCGCCCGUGGCGCGCCUCGUCGAGUCGUCGCUGCACAAGCAGGUGCUGCUGGUGUCGCGGCCCUUCCCCUGCGACGUGCACCUGCUCAACCUGCGCACGCUCGCCGACGGCAGCUACGCCCAGUUCCCCUCCACGUCGGCGCUGCUCGUGCUGCACCGCCAGGGCUUCGCGUGCGACGUGGGCGCCGGCGUGGCGCUGUCGCGCUGCAGCGUCGUGACGGACGACGACGAGAACGCGGUGCGGAAGGGCGACGAGGACGCCAACGCCGACGUCAACGGCGAGGGUAGCGCCGAGGGCAGGGACAGACUCGCGCUCCACCCGAGGACGGCGUUCUCCCGGCUGCGCCUCGAGUCUGUGACGCAGACCUCGCUGACGGGCCUGCACCACGUGGACAGACUGGGGGGCCUGGACCAGGCGCGCAUGAAACCCAUGGAUCUGCUCACACUCAAUCUGACGUUUAGCCUGUGAGAUUAUGCACUGGUCUAACUUAUGCCUAACUUACUCCCACCCCUCCCUCCCUACUCCAAAGCCCCCUCCCUCUCCCCCUCCCUUCCCCCCUUUUUCUCUCCCGCCUCGACAAGGGGCCGACUGAUAUGGUAGUGCUGUGAUAACAGAUGUACAAAAAUGUUGAUGUUGAUGGAGAACGAUGAUAAUCAUGGUGAUUCAAGAAAUUAGAGCAAAAUGGAAAAGGCUGAAGGUAAUGUUUGAUUGUGUAUGAGAAUAUAUGUGUAUAUUAAAGAUUUAUUGCAUGUGUUGUUGAUUGUGUGAGUAGUGAGUUUACAAAAAUGAACUGUAUUGUGAUUAUGUUGACAUCACAUGUUAAUAGCUGCUAUUGUGGAGAUGUAGUAACUAAGUACCCACUCCAGGACAUUUUGACCUGAUACAUUCAGUGUGACACACCCUCCAAAAAUAUAUGCUUGGUUGAUCUCAAUGGACUGAAUCGUUCAACACGACCUCAUUUCAGCCUAGUCUGUUCUUUGAGCAGCUCUUUGAUUAAUGCACUAUUCAUAUCCAUUGUUAUGAACAUAGAUUUUGUCUGGCGGAAGGUAGAAAUACUUCAAACUGUUUGUGAAUAUAAUCUAAAAAAUAUUUGAGUUGAAAUCAGGGCAAUUUAAAGAAUGUUUUCUUAAAACAAAAAGAAAAUUGACAUGAAUUCAACUCUUUCCUGUUGGCUUGUCAAAUUUUCUAUUCAUUACCAAUCCUGCUAAACUACUUUCUCUUGUUAGGAAAUUGAGACCAAUUAGCAUAGGCAAGUUUGGUGUCCUACCUAAUCUUUGUGUAUUUUUACAAAUGGUUACACACUUCUUUUGCACUUAUUUUAAUUUGUGUACCUUACCAUAGAGCUGUAAAUGGAGGAAUGUUGCCAACUGAAAAAUGUGGAUGUAUUCGUUAUGUUGUAAGCCUGUCAAAUGUAUUACUAUUUUUAUCUUCCAUAAUCGUCAAAUAAUUUCAAUAUUAUUUGCCAUUUAUAACUGCUGGGAAUUCACACUCUAGGAUUCCACUGAAGAUUUGAAAAGUCUAAAAUGAUAACAAGUGUUCUUGUUUUUUAUGUUUUUGUUUUUUAAAAUUAACAAAUUUUUUCAUAUGUUUUACAAAACAUUUGAUUCUUUCAAACACCUCUUUUUCUGGGAAUAGCAAUAGCUAAUAUUAUUAUAACAAAUGUUCAAAUGAGUUACCACUUACCAAUACCAAUGCAGUGAAAUACUGAUGAUUGGUGUUGUGUGCAAGUAUACCUCAUUGAUGUUUGAGUUUGCAGUCAAGGGUUUGAAAAUUAAUUACAAACUGAUAUUUAGCAAAUCUGCAACAUCUGUCAUGUAAGUACUAGGACCAGAAAAUGAACCUCACUUUUUCUGUGAUAAUUUUUUUAUGAUAUUUUGUAUUUGUCGAAGGAAAGUCUUACAUUAUUUGGUUGCUAGAGUGCUUACUGUUGAGAUUACAAAGUUUAAGGUAUUAUGACUCUUAUGCAUCUGAUAGAAAGUAGAAAGAUAGACUUGUUGAUGUUAAUCAAAUGUUUUGUUUCUGUAUUGUGAGUUGAGAAUUCUUACAAAAGUACAGUGCCCUGGACUCAGCCAACAGUUCAAAUCACAAUUGUUUAUACUGUAUUUUUUGCAGAAAGUCUCAGUUCAAAUACGACAAAGAUCUAAUUUCCCUGUCAGUCUAUCACCAUUAAAUUUAUGACUGAGUUUCAUGUUGAAAUCUGUAGGUUUCUGUCUGAUUAGUUGGUCACUUUAAAGUGAAGGAAUAAUCUUGAAUGCUAACAUGCUAACAUGCAUACUUUCAGAGGAGUUAUUAUCUUCAGACCUUAUUUUUAGGAGAGUUUCCAGGUGAUAGAAUUUGACCAUGAGUAAGGGUGCCUCUUUCUCAUGCUUGAACGUUUCUGCAAAAAUUAUUCCUGUGCGAUAUGUUAGAUAUAUUUACAACUAUAUAAGCAUUCCCUAAUUUAACUUUUUUUUACCAAUCCGUGAUGUUCUAGAAAAUAUCCUUUUUGCAUCGUCAAUUUUCCUAAUUCUUCAGGUUUUGGUGUUGCACAUAUGAUACUGCAGACAUAAAUUUUGUGCCCCUAUCCAGAUUUGUAUCUAAGUAUUAUUACUAUUUUUGGUAACAUUGAAAUCAUCCUCAAUCUUUACAUUUUAUUAAAUUUUAAUAUUUUUUUUCUUGUAAAUGGGUUGUGAGUGAUUUGAGGGUUGAAAGUGUGGGAAAUGAAGGAUUGUAUAUUAAUAAACAGAUUUUGGGUGAAGGGCUCUGGUAAGCAAAAGUAUUUUAGGAUGAUGUCUGCAGUAGGGAAAACAUAAUGUGAAUCAGUAUAUAUAUUAGCAUCUGUUUUAGUUGUUAAUAAAUGAGUUUAAAGAAACACGCGGUUA
Frankliniella occidentalis (western flower thrips) is the source of this 6504-nucleotide messenger RNA. It is a transcript of the gene alpha-Man-IIb, whose product is annotated as alpha-mannosidase 2. Gene Ontology annotation, cellular component: Golgi membrane. The transcript is spliced from 9 exons. The coding region runs from base 338 to 4111 and encodes 1257 amino acids. The record is from RefSeq and is a predicted model, not a curated record. NCBI's taxonomy places the organism in Eukaryota, Metazoa, Arthropoda, Insecta, Thysanoptera, Thripidae. Gene Ontology annotation, molecular function: carbohydrate binding; alpha-mannosidase activity. Gene Ontology annotation, biological process: N-glycan processing; mannose metabolic process; protein deglycosylation.